Molecule: messenger RNA, 1863 nt
Organism: Salvelinus fontinalis (brook trout)
Lineage: Eukaryota; Metazoa; Chordata; Actinopteri; Salmoniformes; Salmonidae
Gene: utp3
Product: UTP3 small subunit processome component
Exons: 15
Coding region: 261-1652 (463 amino acids)
Biological process (GO): maturation of SSU-rRNA from tricistronic rRNA transcript (SSU-rRNA, 5.8S rRNA, LSU-rRNA)
Cellular component (GO): nucleolus; small-subunit processome
Source: RefSeq, a predicted model, not a curated record
ACCGAAGAAGAGUAGGAAAACAAUCCGGAAGCACGUGGAAAGAAAAUAAAAAAUGCGAUGCUGCUAGGAAUUGCAAACAAUUAUUUGUCAAUAUAACGUUUGUUGAGUCACCAGAAUAGACAGCUUUUUUUUUUUUUACCGAGGACUUUAAUUAUGCCUGUCAUAUUUAUGUUUGGAAGAUCACAUUUCUAGGCAACAGAACAGUUAUCCCACUAGUAAGAUAGCUAGUAAGCUAACGUUACUCUACUGAGCUUCUCAACAUGGUUCGGGCACUAAGAACCAAACGCGCCCCUCCGGUGAAGAAGACGGUACAAUUUGACGAAGAUGACCCUAAAGCAUAUAAGGACAUGCCUGUCCCAGAUAAGAGAUCCUCGCAGUAUACGAAGGACAAGGUCGAUGAGUUCCACGAUGACAAAAUCUCGAAACUUCUGGCACGUGGUGUUCAGAUGGACAGUGACCAGGAAGAUGGUGAUGACGAGGAGGAAGUGAUGGCUCUGGACCUCACUGAGUCAGAGGAUGAAGAGCAGGAGGAAGAAGAAGAGGCUGAUAUGGACAGUGAUCUGGAGGGGAAGAAGGAGGAUGGUCUCCCCAAUGAUAUGGCAUGGGGAAACAGGAAGAAGAUGUUCUAUGACUCUGACUAUGUGGCUGCCAAGGGGAAAUCUCAGCAAGACGCAGAGGCAGAUGAGGAAGAGGAAGAAGCUAAGAAUAUUCAGAGACGAUUGGCUGCCAAUCUUAGCGAGGAGGACUAUGAUCUUAACCUCCUUCAGGAGUUUGCUGUAGAGGAGCAGGAGGUGGGGAAGGAGAGGAUUGUGAAGGACCUGAAGCAGAUGUCCCAGAAGGAGAAGAUGAAGCUGCUGAAGAAAGAGUCACCAGAGCUACUGGAGCUCAUUCAGGACUUUAAGGCAAAGUUGGCAGAGCUGAAGGAUGAGCUACAGCCUCUUCUGGAGAUGGUCAACGAUGGACGGGUGCCACCAGGAAAGGGUGCCAACUACCUGAAGACCAAACAGCAGCUUUAUCUAAAUUACUGCACAAACAUCAGUUUCUACCUGGUCCUGAAAGCAAAGCGUAUUCCCGCACACAACCACCCUGUGAUUGAAAGACUGUUGACUUACAGAAAUCUGAUUAAUGAGAUGGGUGAGGUAGACGCUCGGCUUGCCCCACAGCUGCGCCAGCUGCUCUCUGCAGACCAGAAGGAGAAGUCCGCUAGAAUGUCAGAGAGCAGCAAGCAGAUCACCAACAAGAAGGUCAAGGUAUCUGAAGAGGCUGGGGCGGAAUCAUCUGAAGACUCAUACUCUGACUUGGAUGAAGAGGCUGCUCUGCGCUUCUAUAGAGGAGUGGAGGAGCGGCUGAAACUGAAGAGGAAGAGCAAGAACCCGCAGGCUGAGGAAGGCAGAUUGGAGGAGGCAGGAGAUGACGAGGUGGAUCCAGAUGCAAAGAGACGCAUUACCUACCAGAUGGCCAAGAACAAAGGGCUUACACCAAAGAGGAAGAAGAUUGACCGCAAUCCCAGAGUCAAACACAGAGAGAAGUUCAGACGAGCCAAGAUCCGCAGAAAGGGACAGGUUCGUGAAGUCCGUCGUGAGGAGACAAGAUACAGUGGAGAGCUGUCUGGUAUUCGUGCUGGAGUUAAAAAGAGUGUCAAACUCAAGUAACCAACCCAACUGUUUGCUUUAAGGAAGACUGUCAACAGUUCCCUGUGGACUGGAGGUGAUUUGUGUGAUUUCUCCAGCACAAUGUAAUACCAACAUACAUUUGAGGUUUAAUGUCCCAAGUCUGUCACUUUACUGAUGUACUACUGUCUGACAUUACUCUGUCAAUCUGCUUUGUUGUAAUGAAACUGCAAUAAAGUUGUUCUUAAUCAAA